Molecule: messenger RNA, 2477 nt
Organism: Nannospalax galili (Upper Galilee mountains blind mole rat)
Lineage: Eukaryota; Metazoa; Chordata; Mammalia; Rodentia; Spalacidae
Product: ATPase family AAA domain-containing protein 3
Exons: 16
Coding region: 122-1900 (592 amino acids)
Biological process (GO): mitochondrion organization
Cellular component (GO): mitochondrion
Molecular function (GO): zinc ion binding; ATP binding; ATP hydrolysis activity
Source: RefSeq, a predicted model, not a curated record
GGGGAGGAAGAGGUGUGUGUUGCGCCUGCGCCGUGACUCUCGCACUUGGCGCGUGGUGGCUGCUAGGAGCCGCGCAAGUCACGCUCGAUUCCUUGUUCUGCGCGCAGGAGUCUCUCGGACCAUGUCGUGGCUGUUCGGCAUUAACAAGGGCCCUAAGGGCGAAGGCACCGGGGUGCCACCGCCCUUGCCGCCGGCGCAGCCCGGGGCCGAGGGUGGCGGCGACCCCGGCGCGAGAGACCGGCCGAUGCCCAAGGACAAAUGGACCAACUUCGACCCCACUGGCCUGGAGCGUGCGGCCAAGGCAGCGCGCGAGCUGGAGCACUCGCGCCAUGCCAAGGAGGCACUGAGUCUUGCACAAAUGCAGGAGCAGACAUUGCAACUGGAGCAACAGUCCAAGCUCAAGGAGUAUGAGGCCACUGUGGAGCAGCUGAAAAAUGAACAGAUACGCGUGCAGGCUGAAGAGAGAAGGAAGACCCUGAGCGAGGAGACCCGGCAGCACCAGGCUAGGGCUCAGUACCAGGAUAAGCUAGCCCGACAGCGCUAUGAGGACCAGUUGAAACAGCAGCAACUUCUGAAUGAAGAGAAUUUACGGAAACAAGAGGAGUCUGUGCAGAAGCAGGAGGCCAUGCGGCGAGCUACCGUGGAACGAGAGAUGGAGCUACGGCAUAAGAAUGAGAUGCUGCGAGUAGAAGCCGAGGCUCGAGCCCGGGCCAAGGCUGAUCGAGAGAAUGCAGACAUUAUCCGAGAACAGAUCCGCCUCAAGGCUGCUGAGCACCGCCAGACCAUCUUGGAGUCCAUCAGGACAGCUGGCACUCUGUUUGGUGAAGGGUUCCGUGCCUUUGUGACAGACUGGGACAAAGUGACAGCCACAGUGGCUGGAUUAACCCUGCUGGCUGUUGGGGUCUAUUCUGCCAAGAAUGCUACUACUGUUGCUGGUCGAUACAUUGAGGCCCGCCUAGGGAAGCCAUCCCUGGUGAGGGAGACCUCACGCAUCUCAGUGCUGGAGGCACUGCGACACCCCAUCCAGGUCAGCAGGCGGCUUGUCAGCAGGCCCCAGGAUGCUCUGGAGGGUGUCAUCCUUAGCCCCAGCCUGGAGGCACGGGUGCGAGACAUUGCCAUAGCAACAAGAAAUACCAAGAAGAACAAAAGCCUAUACAGGAACAUUCUGAUGUAUGGGCCACCAGGGACUGGCAAGACACUGUUUGCCAAGAAACUCGCACUGCAUUCGGGCAUGGACUACGCCAUCAUGACAGGAGGGGACGUGGCCCCCAUGGGGCGGGAGGGUGUGACCGCCAUGCACAAGGUCUUCGACUGGGCGAGCACCAGCCGACGAGGCCUCCUGCUCUUUGUGGAUGAAGCAGAUGCCUUUCUUAGGAAGCGAGCGACUGAAAAGAUAAGUGAAGACCUCAGGGCUACCCUGAAUGCGUUCCUACACAGGACAGGCCAGCAUAGUAGCAAGUUCAUGCUGGUCUUGGCCAGUAACCAACCCGAGCAGUUUGACUGGGCCAUUAAUGACCGUAUCGACGAGAUGGUCUGCUUUGCCCUGCCACAGCGGGAGGAGCGGGAGCGCCUGGUGAGAAUGUAUUUUGACAAGUAUGUCCUUAAGCCGGCCACAGAAGGAAAGCAACGCCUGAAGGUGGCCCAGUUUGACUAUGGGAAGAAAUGCUCAGAGGUUGCACAGCUGACGGACGGCAUGUCAGGCCGGGAGAUUGCUCAGCUUGCUGUGGCAUGGCAGGCUAUGGCAUACGCUUCUGAGGAUGGGGUUCUCACAGAGGCCAUGAUGGAUACCCGUGUCCAGGAUGCUGUUCAGCAGCACCAGCAGAAGAUGCAGUGGCUUCAAGUAGAGAGACCCAGUUCUGAGGCCAGUGAGGUGCCAUGCCCUAGACUGCUCAGCAGCUGAGCUGAACCUGGACCCAGGCCUUGCAUACCUGGCUGGGGACUCCCAGUGUCUGUGACCACACUACCCCUUCCUCCUUCUCUGUUCCCUUCAGCAUCUGGAAGAAGCCAGCACUGCCCUGAAUGCCUCUGCUUAGCUGUGGUCUGUCUGCUGGUGGUGUGAACUUCUUUGUCUGCCCCGUUCCUACCCCCCAGUUUUCUCCUCCUUCCAUGAUUCCUGGUUGAGGGUGCCAUGCAGCCUUCUGCCCCCAGGACACUGGUGAGACCUGUCUACUAGCCUAGAUCAAAGAAUGGAGGAAGCAUAGUGCUGAACCACAGCCAAUGGCCAUGGCUGUGCCAGUAGUACUGGGGCCUGCAGGGACCAGACUGAGGGUAAGAAGGACCCUCUGCUGUCCAGCCAUGCCUUGGCCCCCACCCUGCCCACAUCUGUGCCAAGAAUUGGCCUAGCUCUCACUUAGUGGGGUUGAUCUGAUGCUGGAUAGCCUCUGGCCGGUGGCAUCUAGGCUUCAGAGGAGCUGCUGCCCUACCUGUGAAUGGAUCUGGGCCUUUUUAAACCAGAAUCUAAUAAAACUGUGACUGAC